AUGCUAAAAUAUUCUGGGCAAGGGGAAGAAAACAAGGAGUACAGGAAGGAGGUCCUGAAGUCGCUUGAGGACCAGCAAAACAGAAUAGAAGAGGAGAAGGGAACCCUCAAGGAGGAGAAGGAGAAGCUCAGAAUCAAGGAGGAGAGGCUUCAAGAGCAGAUCAAGGAGGAGAAGCAGGAGCUCAGAAUCAAGGAGGAGAAGCUUCAAAAGCAGAUCAAGGAGGAGAAGGAGAAGCUUAGAAUCAAGAGGGAGAAGCUUGAAUUGAAGGAGGAAGACAGCAUUUGCUGGACAGAGAUAGCUUGGAAUUGUGAUACAGUUGGGCACAAAGAGGGGGGCAAUCUUUUCUGUCUCGGUGGAUCCUUUGUGGAUCAGUUCAGCUCCGGGCAAGCAAAACAGGAGGUGCUCUACUGCAGGGAAUGCUUCAAUGAGCAGUGGCGUUUCAUCGAGGAGAAGGUGUGCAAGGCCGGGUGUUUGGGUUGGAUCCUGGGCCCUCCAGGAACGGGGAAGACGAUGACAACCAUGUCCUUCCUCCUAUCGCUGAGCAAGGACAAGAAAUGGGGAGUGAUGUGCGUACGGGUGUGGAAGUGGGGUCCAGUCAAAGUCCUACAAGUCGAUCAAGGAGUGUUGAGAGUUGUUGAGCUGACACGCAAUGAGAUUGACAAGGGGCUGAGGAGGAUUCUUCGGGAAUGGACACAGAGCGACAAGAAGUAUCUCGUGUCCUUGGACGGUUAUCAACAGGGGUCACAUGAGUCUGUGCUUACUGAAUGUGUAUUGUGGCUCCACCAGGACCGGGCCAAUCGGCGGGUUGUAAUCACGACAUCGAUGAAUUCUCGAGCAAAGAAAAAACCUGAGCAAGAUAGAAAUGAGAAAGUAGAGGAGCUGAUGGUGUACUCGUGGACACUGGAGGAGUACCUGGAGGCCAUUAGGCACGAGUUGUUCUACGUGAGUGUGGCUGGAGUGAUGGAAUGGAGCUUGGAAUCGAAUGUGACAGAAGCAGAGAAAAGGUCUAGAGAGGUGGAGUCGAAGUUUCAGAUUGUUGGAGGCUCAUGCCGAUAUAUGUUCGAACAUACGACAGAGAAAGCAAUCAACGAUCUUCGUCAAGCGAUGGACAGUGUCGCUGAUUACAAGAAGCUCAUUGACAUGAGCAUGGGCGAUACUUCAGACCAGUUUGUCAAUCGGCUACAGGGGAAGUAUCGCAUGGGAAGCCAAGUGUACUGGACGCCUGUGAGCAGGUUUGUUGCCACGGAGCUAGCACAGAGGCUUGGAGAAUCUUUUGUGAGGGAGAUUGAGGAGCUCUCUGGCAUUGCUGCGAAUCCGACACUUAAGGGUGUGUUGUUUGAGAUGCUGUUCUUUGCUCGGAUAGGACGAGAGCCAGGGCUGCAGGUAUUGCUCAGGUCAGGGAGGGAGUCAGAGCCACCAGGCGUGCCAGAGAAAUGGGACCGCUGGGAAUUGUACGCUGUGAAAGAUCUGGACACAAGCGAAAUCGACGAGGCUCGGAGGAAUGGGAUGACGCGGAUGUGCCUGAAGCCAUUGAAAUGGAAUCAAGGAGGCUACGAUGCAGUGAUCGUGGACUGGAACAAGACGUCGGUGUGUUUCGUGCAAGUGACCAUUGCGGAGACACAUGACCUCAAACUGCGAUACAUGUCUGAGUGCCUGGAUUCUUUGGGCGUUGAGCCAGGGGGGAACUGGGAGGUGAGGAUUGUGUUUAUCGUUAAGAAGGAGAACCUCUACAAGUUCGCAGUGAGACAUGUGGAAAACAAAGACAUACUUUUAAGAAAGUACGGGUGGGCAUACAGCCAGGAGGAGAUUGAUGCUAAUGUUGUCGGGAUGGACUCAGGACCGCGAAGGUAG
Molecule: messenger RNA, 1851 nt
Organism: Guillardia theta CCMP2712
Lineage: Eukaryota; Cryptophyceae; Pyrenomonadales; Geminigeraceae
Exons: 1
Coding region: 1-1851 (616 amino acids)
Source: RefSeq, a predicted model, not a curated record